This is a messenger RNA of Meloidogyne enterolobii, 564 nucleotides long. NCBI's taxonomy places the organism in Eukaryota, Metazoa, Nematoda, Chromadorea, Rhabditida, Meloidogynidae. The record is from the annotation of a GenBank genome assembly.
UCGAUGAGUUAUUCACAGAAUGUGCUGUCUUUUGCAGAGUUGAAUCAACGUUUGCAUAAGGAUGAAGAAUGGCUUAAAGAUUUUCAAGAAGCCCUAAACAAAUCAAAUCAGAUACAACAAUCAGUUUGCACACUUCUUGUUAGUUUUCAGGACCGUAUCGACUCGCUUUCUGCAAAUGUGGCAACACUUUAUACAAAAUCAAGUGUUAUACAGAGAGAACAACAAAAUAUUCGCAAGCUUCUUUCUACGGUGGAUGCUACCAUUCAGUUUCAUGGAAAAACGACUGCCUUAGAAAAUACUAUCAGGGAUGGUAAUGUGAUGCUUGCUCUUGACGACUAUUUGGAGAAAAUGCGAACACUUAAAGAAGCAAUUGCUUUCUUUUCUACUCAUCUUACAUACAAAAACAAGUUGGAACAUGUGAAAUUGAUUUACGAAAUUGGCUAUUCUAACAUCGAGGCAGAAUUUUCUAAUUUGGUUAGAUACAGUUGUGUGCCUGUGGAUGCAAAAAAGCUAUUUGAAUGUCUCGAUGAUGAUUAUGGCAAGUAUUAUUCGUUUAAUCUUUAA